AUGGCCCAGACACUCCCCAAGUCCAGUGGCAUCCCAAGGCCGCGCGACCCCAGGCGGGGAGAGGGGGCCCCGAGUCCCAUGCCCCCAGAACCCACGACGGUGGGCGAGGCCCGGGCAGGUGGGGACGCUGUGCUGCGCCGUCUCCUGAGGCUGCACCGCACAGAGAUCGCCGUGGCCGUGGACAGCGCCUUCCCGCUGCUGCACGCGCUGGCCGACCACGACGUGGUCCCCGAGGACAAGUUCCAGGAGACUCUGCGUCUGAAGGAGAAGGAAGGCUGCCCACAGGCCUUCCACGCGCUCCUCUCAUGGCUCCUGACCCAGGACGCAGCUGCCAUCCUGGACUUCUGGAGGGUUCUCUUUAAGGACUACAACCUGGAGAGAUAUGCCCGGCUACAGCCCAUCUUAGACGGCUUCCCCAAAGAUGUGGACCUCAGCCAGCCCCGGAAGGGGAGGAAGCCCCCGACGGGCCCCAAGGCCCCAGUGCUGCUGCCCAGACCCCCCACCAAGAGGAAGGCCCCGGAGGAGCCAAGGGUCGCCCUGCCUGUGGCAUCGUCUCCACAGGGGACCUCCAGCCCAGGCUCCCAGGCGAAGGCCAAGCCGUCCAAGAAGCCCGAGAGCAGCGCGGAGCCACAGCGCCUCCCGCCGGGAACCGGAAUUCAGACCAUGUCCACUUCGGUCCAGAGGGCUGUGACGGUGUCGUCGGGGGAUGUCCCAGGAGCCUGUGGGGCGGUGGAGGGGAUCCUCAUCCAGCAGGUGUUCGAGUCAGGCCGAGCUAAGAAGUGCAUCCAGGUCGGGGGGGAGUUUUACACCCCCAGCAAGUUCGAAGACCCCAGCGCGAAGAGCAAGACGCGGGGCAGCGGCCUGAAGACACUGGUCCGGGCCAAGGGGCCCCAGGCUUCUGCCCCCGGCGGAGGUGAGCUGAGAGCUGGCCAGCAGGGCAGGGCACGGGCGGCUCCCGCCCUCCCCAGCGAGCCCCAGCCCCACCAGAAGAACGAGGACGAGUGUGCCGUGUGCCGGGAUGGCGGGGAGCUCAUCUGCUGCGACGGCUGCCCCCGGGCCUUCCACCUGGCCUGCCUGUCCCCGCCGCUCCGGGACAUUCCCAGCGGGACGUGGAGGUGUUCCAGAUGCCUGCAGGCAAGAGCCCCGCCGGACCUGCCCCGGGCCGAGGAGCCCCCGCCCCCGGAGCCGCCCGCGGAGCCCCCGGUCCUUCUGGGACUGAGGCUGACAGGAGAAGAGGCGAAGGGACUGUCCAGGGAGACCCUGGUCGGGACCGACACCGCUGCCCCCUACAAGCACCUGCCCGCCCCACCUUCGGCAGCCCCCUUGCCGGUGCUGGACCCCUCAGCCCUGCGCCCCCUACUGUGUGUGGGCCCUGAGGGGCAGCAGGGUCCCGCGGGCGCGCGGUGCGGCGUGUGCGGGGACGGCACGGACGCGCUGCGGUGCGCGCACUGCGCCGCCGCCUUCCACUGGCGCUGCCACUUCCCCGGGGCCGUCGCGCGGCCAGGGGCCGUCCCGCGCUGCCGAUCCUGCUCCGGAGACGCAGACCCCGCCCCCGAGGAGGGGGCGACCGCCCCAAAUCCCGCCCGCGCUGCGCUAGAGCCUGCCAAGGCAGGGGACAGUUCUGCUGGUCACGAGCCGGUUCUGCACAGGGACGACCUGGAAUCCCUCCUAAGCGAGCACUCCUUCGACGGAAUCCUGCAGUGGGCCAUCCAGAGCAUGGCCCGCCCGCUGGCCGAGGCGCCCACCUUCCCCUCCUGA
Messenger RNA from Enhydra lutris kenyoni (northern sea otter), 1758 nucleotides. RefSeq names its product autoimmune regulator. The transcript has 14 exons. Lineage: Eukaryota; Metazoa; Chordata; Mammalia; Carnivora; Mustelidae. Gene Ontology annotation, cellular component: cytoplasm; nucleus. Gene Ontology annotation, biological process: regulation of transcription by RNA polymerase II; humoral immune response. The record is from RefSeq and is a predicted model, not a curated record. Gene Ontology annotation, molecular function: DNA-binding transcription factor activity, RNA polymerase II-specific; DNA binding; translation regulator activity. Bases 1 to 1758 code for a protein of 585 amino acids.